Molecule: messenger RNA, 531 nt
Organism: Mucor velutinosus
Lineage: Eukaryota; Fungi; Mucoromycota; Mucoromycetes; Mucorales; Mucoraceae
Exons: 1
Coding region: 1-531 (176 amino acids)
Source: RefSeq, a predicted model, not a curated record
AUGGCGCGCUCCUUGCUCUUCAUCUCGCUUGCUGUGGCUGCCACCGUCAUCUCCUCCGUAUCUGCUGUUGUCCCUGAACCCAUCGCUACCGCCAAUGUAGACAAUACCAAAAACUUUGACCCUGCUGAGGCUUUGAAUACCACGCACAGCGCAAAUGUCAGUGCUAGUGGCUUCACUUGUAUCAAUCUCUCUACUUCCGGCGGUAUUCCCUUGAGCACUGCUACCGCCAUCUUUGUUCCUACUACUGGCAUGGCCUCGGCUACUGCCACUGCAUCUGCAUCUGUCAUGUUGUCCUCUGCCUCUGCUGCUGCUUCUUUUAGCGGCACGGCUUCUGCUAACGUCUCUGAGAUCACCAGUUCAGUUCAACAGCCCAUUCCUACCGGUAAGCAGGGAAAGAAGGUCGCCAAGAAAGCUAGCAAGAAGUCCAAGAAGGAUGCUAAAAAGUCAAGUGAAAAGGCCGAGAAGGCCCCUAAAAAGGCCAAAAAGGCUUCCAAAAAGUCUAAGAAGGCUGCCGAGGCAUCCAGAGUUUAA